Leishmania mexicana MHOM/GT/2001/U1103 is the source of this 2082-nucleotide messenger RNA. RefSeq lists its product as hypothetical. Lineage: Eukaryota; Euglenozoa; Kinetoplastea; Trypanosomatida; Trypanosomatidae. Gene Ontology annotation, biological process: intracellular signal transduction. Bases 1 to 2082 code for a protein of 693 amino acids. The transcript has a single exon. The record is from RefSeq and is a predicted model, not a curated record.
AUGUCGACCGCCGCUCGGCGGGAGGAGAUUCAACGUCAGCUACAACAGCUGCGCGAUACGCGUGAGCGCGAGCUGGCCGCGUUCGACGUUGUUGCCGGCGCGCACCCGGAGUUAUCGGUAACGGAGAUCACCGCCUUGGCGCAGAGGAAGGCCGAGGCGGAGGUGCCGCAGAGGCUGUCAGUGGGUGGCGUGGAAGUGUCCGUGGGAGCGAGAGUGUCUGUAAAGGAUGACGUUCACUUACUGCACCGCGCCGAUCGCGGCCACUUCGCUGCCGAUCCCCUCAAGGCAGUGUACCUUGGCGAGCAAGGCCAGGUGAUGCGGGUGAUGAAGUCCUUUCAGGGAAAGCCGGCUGUGGAGCUUCGCUUCGCCGACGGUGUUACCAAGGUUUUCUUCGUUGAGUGCCUCGCUCUCUCACAGGAAAGCGAGGACACAGGUGCAGGGACAAGCGGCCGCGCCGCCGCUCAGCACGCCGACCCGACAAGGGGAGUCAAGAGCGUAUCAAGUGCGAAGGCAUUGCUGCCGCCACCAUCAGCACCACAGGCCGAAGCGCUGCCGGGGUGGGGUCACUUGUGCAUGCCGCAUCGUCGGCCAUCUGUGCCAUUGAGUGCUGCUGUGCUGCCAGCGUUCAUUCCACCACCGCCCCCUCCCACUGUUCACGAAGCUCGUGGCACCGCUGCCAAGCGUGCGGCGCCGAUCCCAGCGCGAGCGUCAUCUUUUCCCGCCCCUGCCGCUCCCGCUACAUCGCAGGCGGCCGAGCAGCCGGCGAAGAAGUUAAUCAUUGAGGCGCGGAAGAAGCCGACUGCGGCCGUCCCAACGGCUCGCUCGGUUGUGAAGAAAGAACCGCCGCGCGGGCCGUGCCGGCCAUCGUCGGCUUCGCAUGUGAACGCGCACCCACCGUCAGCGACAGUGGACCGAGCGCAGCCGAGUCUUCUGCCGGCUGUUGCGAUGGACGGAGUUGUUGAAGGUUUGGGGUCGCCCAUGUCGUGUGCAAUGCAGGACGGCGGGCCGUGCUGCACCAGUACCACCGCAGACUCUGAGGGCACACCAGACCUUCGCCCAACGCCGGGCUCCUCCAUGUGUGACAUCGAUGCUUUGGUGGAUGCGGAGAGGGCGGUGGACUCCGCCGGUGCGGCCGCUGCCAAGGCAGCUUGCUUCCAUAAGGCGUGUGCGACGCCAAAUCAUUCAUCGCGGGAUCUCCGCGAUGAGGUCGGAGCCCUGACUCGGCGACGAUCCAGUGGUGCAGACAACUCAGGCACAAGACUGUGCUGGUUCGCCGGCCUCACCGAGCCUGGUGGCAACCUCUCCGAGCCGGUCCGCAUCUCACUGCAGGCGCAGUGCACCACAAUGUUUGCAGUCUUCGCUGUCGUCACUCGCAAGCUGCGCUGGGACAAGCAGCGUCUCACAGCCACCCGUCUCUUCACAGACAAGGGUGUUGAAAUCAAGUUGGCAGGCGCUGUGCACGAUGGCAUGCGGCUUGUGGCUACCACAGGGUGUGCCUACAAGUGCGACGGCGUCACAUCGCACUUCGCCGCCGUGGGCGAUGCUCGCCCCUCCCUUACCGCUCCGGGUCGCGUAGGGAAGACUCCGCGCAUCCGCCCCAACCCAGCCGCGGCAAGCACUGGGGUCGCUCCUGCCGCAGCUUCGAGCAGCGCUCCUAGCACAACCGCAUCUUCCUCUGCACCUGCGCCUCCUUCAAGGAAAGCUGCCGCUAUGCCAAAGCAGUCAAGCACUGCGACGGUGUCGAAACGCCUUGCGCCUUCUCCAUUGACGGCAGCGAAGCCCAUCCACAUUCGCGUCUACGAGAACGGUCUCUACGACGACAAUAUCUACCGCACCGUCACGGUGCGUCCAACGUACAAGACGCUCGCUACUCUCAAAACUGUUAUCACCCGUGAGUUGCAAUGGCGGGGUGGAAAAAAGGUGAGCCUUCUGUUCGAUGCCUCGGGUACGGAGGUUGUUGAGCUUCGCGAUCUUCUUGACGGUGACGCAGUCGUCGCCUCGGCAGGUGACCGCUUUGUUAUUCCUUACCCGAACACCGCAAUUCACAAAGAAGCCAUAAAGCUAUCCGAGCGUUUGUGCUGA